Molecule: messenger RNA, 1227 nt
Organism: Symbiodinium natans
Lineage: Eukaryota; Dinophyceae; Suessiales; Symbiodiniaceae
Source: the annotation of a GenBank genome assembly
GUCCCCCGCAAACGGCUCCAAGAGAGCGCUGCUGUUGGUUGUACAUCCCGCUACUGCACGCUGCCGGGACAAUUGACCGCAGCAGCCGAGUCGGCAUGGCGGGCUCUCGCGCGGGACGCUGGUGAGCAAUGGGCUUCAAUAGUCGCCGCGCUGCGUGACGCGCCGCCGACAGACCCGCAUGCGUUGGCCCGCCUCAUCCGCACCAUCGCGGACCUAGACGUUCCUCACUCGGGAUUCGGCUACCGCGCAGGCGCGGACGAAGGCGUCGCGGUUGUUCUCGAAGCGUUGCCGACCGCACCUUUGCCUCUGCCGUGCGCGCUCCCGCUUUGCGCCGGGCCUGACGGUUACAUCCCCGCAGCCACGCAAGCAGCGCUGCUCGAGAGCUACGGUGGCGUGCGAUGCGCGUCCGCGGCGCACGCUUUGGCGCUUGAUUUGCAGGCAUCGUUCCGUCGCGACGGCGCGGUCGCCGGUGGCCGCCUGCGCCAGCACCAUCUGGGGAGCCCCUGCAGUGCUCCCGCGUGCGGGGGCGCGGUUCGCGCUGCGGGCGCGGGCCACGCAGGAGUGGAGGGAGACAGGGCAGGGGCCGAGGCGAGCAGCACGUCGGGGCCUGCGAGGGUGCUCGCGACGAGGCCCUCCCCAUCAUCGGCGCAGACGACGACAGCCCGCGCAGUCAGGAAAGGAUCCCACACACACACGCAGCCGGCCGCGAUGGCGACGUCGCCUGCGCAGGCGGUCACGCCGGAGCAGUGGGCGGCGCUGGAUGGCGUUGACCUUGCUGAUGAGCUGCGCCACCCCGUGCCCACCAUCCAGGAAGUCCCGCCGUUCUUGAGGGGCGCAUUGCGUGGUGCGCUCGUGCAGGCGCUUGGGGCCCUCCAAGCAGCGAGCGGAGCCGACUGUUGCAGUCCCGCAGCUCGCGUAGGCCAAGCUUCGGCGCCGAACCGUGGUGCCGAGGACCCUGCGGACGCAGAGGCCGCUACGCGGCGCCGACAUGCCGCUUGCGCUAAUUUACGGCGCGGGGAGGUUUCUCGCGCCCGUCAUGUUUUGACUUCGGCCGCGCUCGCGCCGGGCGAUGACACUACGUGGGCCGCCUUGACUGAUCCCGAGCGCAGGCCUCCGGCGCCGCGUCGGCCGUUGCCGCCCACGACCUUGGAUUUCCAGCCCAAACGAACUCCCUCGCCUUGCCACAACGGCCGUGGCGGGGGCUUUGCGCGACACGCGCUGCGGUAG